AAACUGUGGAUGCUAUAAGGCUACUGGGGAAUGCUAUAAGGCUACUGGGGAAUGCUAUAAGGCUAGCGUGGGCCGGAUGACAGUCAUUAGGAUCUAAUCUGCCGUCUGAUUUUGUGUGGGUCAUUCACAAUGUAGUCUGGUCUGUGUAUGUUGCAAAAGUCAAAUUGCAAUAGGGGGUAGAUAUAAUUUUAAGGAACAGAGGAUAAAUUUUGUGUUUUGACUAAUCCCUGUUUUAACCCUUGUUGCAUCUUGUGCCAAUGUGUAUGUUUAAAUAUGUCUAUAAGCUCUUGUCUAUAAUGGUUCUGUAACGUUUUCAGAUGUCUUCGCCUUCUCCUUCGGUUGGCAGUCGAAGUACUCCAUCCUUUCACAUGCAGGGACACUCCGACACUGAAUCCUCUGCUGGCGAGGAAUUGCGUUUUUCUCCUGAACCAAUGGAGUCAACACAGGAGGGUACACAUUCCAUUGAAAAUCUGCGAAGUAGACGUCAUAACGACGAGGAUGACACAAACAGGCAAAGUGAAAAUCCAUCACCAGUUCAAAAAAGAACUUCCAGGCGUGGUGGUCGUGGACAACGUGGUCGUGGCAGUCGUCGUGGACGUGUAGGCCGUCUGAAAUCAUAUCAACACGCUGGAGGUCAAUACGCGAUAGGUUUAUGCGUGACCUCAAUCAUGAACGAACGGCGCCAAGUGGUUCCGGUCCUUCUCAGAGGAAAGCUUACCAAUAUGCACCACAUCUUCAAUUUCUUCAACGUUGUUUUCAGCAGCGCAUGACUCAUUCAAGCACACUCCCUCCUGAAGCAGAACCUCUUGAACAUGAGGAAUCAACAGAACAAUUGUCUGGACGAUCUACCGAUCAAACUUCGUUACCAUCUCAGUCACAGGAUUCUGCUCAUGAGUCGCGCGGCCGCCAAACUGAGACAUGUGCUCAGAUUGAAGAUACUCGACAGUUCAUUUCUUCUGCCUUUGACCGAGUUUUAAGUAGGCCGAGGCCAGUUCGAAGACCACAUAGAGUCUUUGAGGAUCUUGCACUGAUCUUCCGAGAUUGUUUAUUAAAAAUAGAGGAGGAGCAAACUCGGUAUAAGCAAGAGUUAACUUCCAUGAUCAAUCAUGUCGAGGUAGUUUGUCGUCCAGAACCCCUUAACCCUAAUCAGCAGUUUCUAUUAACGUUAAGUCAUUGGAUGGACAGCAUGACUCCAGAGCAGAAUUGUGAUUGUCGAGUGACAUUGAUCAAAACUGUUUGGAAUAUUAAACACCCACCACCCUCUCAAUUUGUUCCUCUGGCUCAGUCGUAUCCCCCAGCCACCUCCUACCCAACAUCCAUGACUUCUCCACCUGCUCACUCAUACUCUGAGCCACAUAUCGCUCCCCAGUCACAAAACUUUCAACAGUCUCAACAGUCACAAAACUUUCAACAGUCACAAAACUUACCCCUAUCCCAAACCUUUUCCCAUUCACAAGACUUUAGCCAGUCCCAAAACUUCCCCCCAUCCAACACUUUACCUACGUACCACAACUUCCCACAGGCCCAAAACGUAGGCACUGCACAAAAAUUUCCAGCUUUACAGAACUUUUCAUCAACAUCCCACAUCUUUAUUCCAUCCCAAAGCCAUCCACCGUACCAAAGACAACCUACGUCCAACCAAUACUCAACGUCUCACACAUUUCCACCUUCUUUCAGCCAAUCCCAAUCACAGCUACCUUCCUAUGUCUCUGCACAAACACCUUUCCAAUCCAAAAGCACUGGAAGUUCCCAAACACGUCUACAGACACCAAGUCCAGAGUUGAUUUCUAGGUCAACUCCAAAUAAAAUCUCCAUAAACGAAGGUGUUUCCACCUCCGUUUUUCCCACUCAAACCACUUUUAAUACCCCUUUCUCAAACCAAUCUGUUCCAUACCAAUCUGGUACUGAUUCAUAUUCCCUUCAUACUCCACAACAUCAACAACAGGGUGAUUAUGUCAGACCGCAACAUUCGUUCAUGCAAUCACUCCUAGACCAAAGUGCAGAAGAUGAUGGGUCCCCAACUGCUGCCCCAGGAAAGGCUCCAUUCACUCAACCAAAACCCUAGUUAGCUAAAUAUAUAUUAUGUUUUCUUUAAGUUUAUAAAUGAGUACCUGGCAAGGUUAUAUU
Molecule: messenger RNA, 2127 nt
Organism: Bufo bufo (common toad)
Lineage: Eukaryota; Metazoa; Chordata; Amphibia; Anura; Bufonidae
Exons: 6
Coding region: 318-770 (150 amino acids)
Source: RefSeq, a predicted model, not a curated record